Oncorhynchus mykiss (rainbow trout) is the source of this 3827-nucleotide messenger RNA. RefSeq names its product neuronal acetylcholine receptor subunit beta-2. Gene Ontology annotation, cellular component: postsynaptic membrane. The record is from RefSeq and is a predicted model, not a curated record. NCBI's taxonomy places the organism in Eukaryota, Metazoa, Chordata, Actinopteri, Salmoniformes, Salmonidae. Gene Ontology annotation, molecular function: transmembrane signaling receptor activity; acetylcholine-gated monoatomic cation-selective channel activity. Gene Ontology annotation, biological process: monoatomic ion transmembrane transport.
CGGAACCUAUCGCCGCCCGACGGAGAGCGCACCAGGCGGGCAGGGCAAAGUGAGGACGACCCCUUUAAGCAUUCAUCUACAGGACUACCCUAUCUCCAGUAACUGGUCAUUCAUCUCCAUAGCCGCCAUAUUUCAGGGAAAAUAACGUUUCAAUACUCAAGUCAAACUAGGGAAACAUUUUCUGCGCCCCCGGUUUGCUGUGCGCUCACAGUUCCUGGUGGGGUCGGACGCAUAGCCCCACUCAGACGCGUUGUGACAGAAACAAGCCUCCGCAUCUGGGAAGAGUGAACAAUCUUCUCCUCGCCUCGUAACGAGAUUUGAAGCCUCUCCCUUUAUCAAACCAACGGACAUCGUCGGAUACCAACGACUUAUAAUGACACUUUAAGUCACCAUCUUACCGCGCGCUGGUGUGUGCUGUCUCUGGUAUUAUUUUUCAUUUUCACACUGAGGGCGAAAAGGGGGGAAACAGACAACUCGUACAUCUCCAAGUUUUCGGGUUGUCGGUCGCAGUGGAGGGAGCGAGAGGCGAUGGCAGACCCGGUGACAGCAGCGCUCGCUCUCCUGGUUCUCACCUUGGCAACUGCCUUGGGUGCGGAGAUAGAGGAGCGACUGGUAACCCACCUGCUGUCUCCAGAGCGCUACAACAAACUGAUCAGACCUGCUGUCAACAAGAGCCAACAGGUCACCAUCCAUAUACAGGUGUCCCUAGCCCAGCUCAUUAAUGUGAAUGAAAGAGAACAGAUCAUGACCACCAACUGCUGGCUGACUCAGGUAUGGAAUGACUACAGGUUGGUGUGGGACCCAGAAGAGUAUGAGGGCAUUAAGAAGGUUCGCCUCCCGUCUCAACACAUCUGGCUGCCUGACAUCGUCCUCUACAACAAUGCGGAUGGGAACUACGAGGUGUCAUUCUACUCCAACGCUUUGGUCUCCAACAAUGGAGAGGUGUACUGGCUGCCCCCCGCCAUCUACAAGUCGGCCUGCAAGAUCGAGGUCCGCGACUUCCCCUUCGACCAGCAGAACUGCACGCUCAAAUUCCGGUCCUGGACCUACGACCACACGGAGAUCGACCUGAUCCUGCUCAGCGACUUCGCCAGCCGCGACGACUUCAAGCCCAGCGGCGAGUGGGACAUCGUGUCUCUGCCGGGACGCAAGAACGAAGACCCCUCUGACAUCACCUACCUGGACAUCACCUAUGACUUCAUCAUCAAGCGCAAGCCACUGUUCUACACCAUCAACCUCAUCAUCCCCUGUGUGCUGAUCACCUCUCUGGCCAUCCUGGUGUUCUACCUGCCGUCUGACUGUGGAGAGAAGAUGACUCUCUGUAUCUCGGUCCUCCUGGCCCUCACUGUGUUCCUGCUGCUGAUCUCCAAGAUCGUUCCGCCUACGUCCCUGGCUGUCCCUCUCAUAGGGAAGUAUCUGAUGUUUGCCAUGGUGCUGGUCACCUUCUCCAUCGUCACCAGUGUGUGUGUGCUCAACGUGCACCACCGCACGCCCUCCACACACACCAUGCCCCGCUGGGUUAAACGCCUCUUCCUGCACCGCCUCCCCUCCUUCCUGUUCAUGCGUCGGCCGGGCAGCUCCAACAUCCGGGAGAGGUUCCGCCAGAAGCACCAGCGGCGUUCCUACUCCGACCUGAAGCUGAGAGACGGGGCGGUGGCGGUGGCCGCGGGGGGGAUGGGGGUGGCAGGGGGGUCUGGGAUGGGCAGCGCUGACUCCUUCUAUGUGAACGAGGAGUCGGCCAAGCGCUACGGCUGGAAGAUCAGUGACCUGUCAGAGAAUACAGAGUUCAGGAAGAGGAUGACGGUGAAGUGUCACGCAGAUGUGGAGGAGGCAGUGGACGGGGUGCGCUACGUCGCCGAGAAGAUGAAGAUCGAGGAUAACGAUGAGGGGGUCAUCGAGGACUGGAAGUACGUUGCCAUGGUGAUAGACCGGCUGUUCCUGUGGAUAUUUGUGUUUGUGUGCAUCACCGGGACGUUGGGGCUGUUCAUGCAGCCCCUCUUUCAGAGCUACAACACACCCACUGCAGAUGACCUGGAGCAGAACUGACCUACGACCUUUGACCUGAAACAUGACCCUGACGCCCCCCCCAACACCCUCAUGGGGAAAAACCACCUCGAGGGAAACAGCUACUUACCAACACCUUGAAACAGAACUGUGUCAUUUUGACACACUCACAUACUGUACGCACACACAGCACACCCGCCCCCACAACACCAACCAACGCCCCUCAUCCUCCCUCUUAAAGGGAUAGUUCAUCCAAAUUACAAAAUUACACGUUGGUUUCCUUACCCUGUAAACAGUCUAUGGACAAGGUAUGACAGCAAUCCAUUAUUUGGUUUAGUUUCACUGGCACUGUUUCUAAAUGCUAAUAAUUUAUGCUACAAAUGCUAAAACAUUAGCCUUUAGAAACAGUGCCAUUGGAAUUAAACCAAAUCAUGGAUUGCUGUCAUACCUUGUCCAUAGACUGUUUACAGGGUAAGGACAUCGACCCCACCCCUCAUAACUGUCAUCCCCACAUCAGUCCAUCCCUCUAUCCUCUCCUCCCCCUCUGUCACCCACAGAAGGUCAAAAGGACAGGAACCACUCAGGAUAGGACUCUCCUUCUUCCUCUGUAUUGAUUCUUCUCCACCCUGCUUUGAUUCAAAUCCCUCCUUUACAACUCGUUCAACUCUUUUCUAGUUCAGCCUGAGUUUAAUUCAUUCACAACUCAUUGGUUGUUGCAACCAGACGGUGUCGGGCCUCGCAUGCCGAAUAAGGGUAUUUUGUUUUUUAUUUUCUAUCUGUAUUUCAUUUGAUAAGGAGAGGAGACAAUAUUUUCUGCACUGUUCCUGAAUCAUUUGCUGAGCCCAAAGAUACGCGCGCGCACACACACACACACACACACACACACACACACACACACACACACACACACACACACACACACACACACACACACACAUAACGAGUCUGACACUGGCACGAAGACGACAACAAAGCCGCUAGUCUCUCCGUGUGUCCUCAUCCAGCACAGACAGACACACGUACAUAACGCUUGCCUUCAGACAGAGACGGAGAGACGCAUUUCUUUAGACAGGAACGCCAGCAGGCUUGUUAGUUUGCUGUGAAAGGGGAAGCCUUGACUGUCUCCCCUCACGCUACAAGGUGUUGAGUGAGUACUACUGUACAGUAUUUGGGACUGUUUCUGGCCCCAGGUGGUCAGUCACUUGGACUUUCAAAGCGAUUACUUUCCUUUUAAGCUGUCCGGUUUAUGUUAUGUUCAAAAUGGUUGUUCUUAUGUUUGGAAGGAGGGAGGGACCAAUGGAAAGCUAGCUGUAAAGUAAACCCAAAAUGACCAUACAAUUGUUGUCCCUCAGGUUUGCAUCUCUUAAAGGUACAGUACGCUGGUUUUGUCUAAGCAGUGUUCAAUCGCACAACGGUUGCCAGGGAACCAGCAGCAAUAUGUACAGUAUUUUAUACACAGGUACCCCGUAAACAAACCGGUCAAACUGAACAGCGUUUGGCUCUGCACUAGCAAUCUUCCAGAGCAGUGUAAACAUUGCUUUGCAUUUUUCAGAAAUCUUUUACCCAAGUCUGUGAAACUCUUUGUUGUCACGGUCAUACAGUGUGCCCACUCUGUCACUGCUAGCCAAUGGAAGGCGUACUUCACACAUUUCAAGUUAAAGCGCAAGUUCCGUUCUCAUUUCAUGUAUUUAUUUUCAUCGGUGAAAAGAAGGGGACAUGUAUUUUCAUUCCCACUGGCCAGUUAUGUGACCUGUUUCGCUUAAUUACAGGAAGUGACGAUGCUGAUGUCAUGUCAAAGGGAUCAAUAAAAGGAAAUAACGGGA